AUGUCGUCGCCAUCAUCUCCGCAAUUGGUGGAGGAGGACCCCGCUCCUUCGGCAACCACUACGCACAAGGGUGUUUCCGUCUUCCCCGUCGCUCGCGUUCAGCGCAUCAUCAAAGCGGACCGCGACGUGGACAUCUGCUCGAAAGAGGCGACGUUCCUCAUCAGCAUUGCCACCGAGAUCUUCAUCCGCAGACUCACCGACGAGGCGUACACAAACGCCAAGCUCGACAAGCGCAAGCACGUGUUCUACAAGGACCUUUCUCGAGCCGUUCAGCAGACUGAAUCGCUCGAGUUCCUGCGCGAUGCCAUCCCAACCGCCAUGCCCCUCUCCUCCGCCCUCGAAGCACGCCAAACGAAACUCGCCCAAAAGCAAACCGAGGAAAACAUGAUCCUAGAAGGCACCCUCCAGGACGAAGACGACCCAGAACCAGAAGCCGAAGCAGAACAAGACCCAGAAUCGGAAGCUGAGCCACAAGACGAUGACGACGUCCUAGACAGUCCUUCGCACCAACAUGGUAACGACGACGACCAAGACCAUAUGGACCAAGAAGACGACGAGUAA
Moesziomyces antarcticus is the source of this 561-nucleotide messenger RNA. RefSeq names its product histone-fold-containing protein. NCBI's taxonomy places the organism in Eukaryota, Fungi, Basidiomycota, Ustilaginomycetes, Ustilaginales, Ustilaginaceae. Bases 1 to 561 code for a protein of 186 amino acids. The record is from RefSeq and is a predicted model, not a curated record. Gene Ontology annotation, molecular function: protein heterodimerization activity. Gene Ontology annotation, cellular component: CHRAC; nucleus. The transcript has a single exon.